This is a messenger RNA of Felis catus (domestic cat), 4052 nucleotides long. Its product is annotated as UDP-glucuronosyltransferase 3A1. Lineage: Eukaryota; Metazoa; Chordata; Mammalia; Carnivora; Felidae. The record is from RefSeq and is a predicted model, not a curated record. The transcript has 7 exons. Gene Ontology annotation, molecular function: UDP-glycosyltransferase activity. The coding region runs from base 16 to 1659 and encodes 547 amino acids.
CCUUCCUUCUGCCAGAUGCCUGAGGUUAGGGAGGGUGAGGACAUAUUAGCCAGUGGAGCAAACACCCGGGGAGGAGGAGCAGAAGGGCAAGAAGUCACAGACAGAAAGAGACGACAGGCAGGAUCCACCUCUCACCUCUUCCCAAGCUGCCUGCCAGCGCAUCUCCUUGGCUGCCAGUGCAGUGGGAGCCAUCAUCUGCUGCUGGACCGGGUGUCUCAGAUUCUUCAAGAUCAUGGUCAUAAUGUCACCAUGCUUCACCAGAGAGGGAAUUCAUUCAUAUCAGAUUUUAAAGAGAAGGAGAUAUCAUACCAAGUUAUCCCUUGGCUUCCACCUGAAGACUGUAACAAAGGAUUGAAGAAUAAUUUUGAUUUUUUUAUUGAAGAAGCUUUGGGUGGCAGAUACACAUUUGGAAAACUCUUAAAAUUUAUGGAACAAGUAGGGCUUCAGUGCAGCCAUUUUCUAAGGAGAAGUGAUAUCAUGGAUUCCUUAAAGAGUGAGAACUUUGACCUAGUGAUAGUUGAAAAUUUUGACUACUGUCCUUUCCUGGUUGCUGAAAAGCUUGGAAAACCAUUUGUGUCCAUUCUCUCUUCCUCGUUUGGUGCUAUGGAUUUUGGACUACCAAACCCUCUGUCUUAUGUGCCAGUAUUGCAUUCUUUGCUAACGGACCACAUGGACUUCUGGGGCCGAGUGAAGAAUUUUCUGAUGUUCUUUGAUUUCACCAUGAAGCAAAGGCAAAUCCAGUCUGCAUAUGACAAUACCAUCAAGGAGCAUUUCCCGGAAGACUCUAGGCCGGUUUUGUCUCAUCUUCUGAAGAAAGCAGAGCUGUGGUUUGUUAACUCUGACUUUGCCCUUGAAUUUGCUAGGCCCCUGCUUCCCAACACUGUGUAUGUUGGAGGCUUAAUGGCCAGACCUGUAACACCAGUACCACAAGAAUUUGAGAAUUUCAUUGCUAAGUUUGGAGACUCUGGUUUUGUCCUUGUGGCCCUGGGCUCCAUGGUGAGCACCUUUCAAUCCCAGGAACUUCUCAGGGAGAUGAACAGUGCCUUUGCUCAUCUCUCUCAAGGAGUCAUAUGGAAGUAUAAGCCAUCUCACUGGCCCAAAGACGUCAAAUUGGCAGCAAAUGUGAAAAUCGUGGACUGGCUUCCUCAGAAUGACCUCCUGGCUCACCCACGCAUCCGUCUUUUUGUCACCCAUGGUGGAAUGAAUAGCAUCAUGGAGGCCAUCCAACAUGGCGUGCCCAUGGUGGGGAUUCCCCUCUUUGGAGACCAGCCAGAAAACCUGGUCCGAGUAGAAGCCAAAAAGUUUGGUGUCUCUAUCCCAUUAAAGCAGAUAAAGGAAGAGACCUUGGCUGUGAAGAUGAAACAAGUCAUAGAAGACAAGAGGUACAAGUCAGCAGCAGUGGCCGCCAGCAUCAUCAGGCGCUCCCACCCCCUGACCCCUGCCCAGAGGCUGGUGCGCUGGAUCGACCACAUCCUCCAGACAGGGAGUGCGGCCCACCUCAAGCCCCAUGCCCUGCAGCAGCCAUGGCAUGAGCAGUACCUGCUGGAUGUCUUCUUGUUCCUGCUGGUGGUCACCCUGGGCACCCUGUGGCUCUGUGGGAAGCUGCUGGGCAUGGUGGCCAGGUGGCUGUGUGGGGCCAGGAAGCUGAAGAGGGCCUGAUGGGGGUGCAGCCUUGAUGGGUGUUUGGGGAGCCACUGGUUCUAGAAGGCUUUCCCCAGCACAGGGCAGCCCUGGUGUCUUCCCCAUAUUGGCACCUGAGGGUGGCACACAAAUUGCUCUUCACUGUUUGCUGCCUCUGUUUAAAAGUUCUUGUGAAACACUCUUGGGCAUCUUUUAAAAAAAAAUUGUGGUAAUAUGUACAGCACAUAAAAUUGACCGUUUUAGCCAUUAAGUAUAGAGUUUAGUGGCAUUAGGCAUUCUUGUUGUGGUGUAAACAUUACUAUCAUCCAGUUCCAGAACGUUUCAUCUUCCUUAACUCAGACUGCACUGAUGAAAUAAUAACUGCCAUACCACCCACAUCCCAACCCCUGAAGCUCUUGGCAACCUCUGUUCUACUUUCUGUGUCUGUGAAUUUGAUCUUGGCUUCUUGACUUGCCUCUCAUCAAUCAAGUCCUCACUCAGACCCACACCUUCAGCAGACAGCCCCGCCUUCCACUGCACUCCACACUCCCUGUUUCCAGGCACAGCACCCUGCUUACUUCCUCCUGUUGUUCCCUGGAAAGGAGGUAUGUGCAAAACUACCUUCAAAGAGCGAAGAAGCCAUGAAACUGAAGAAAAAGACCAACAAGUCCAGCUUGAUGACAAAUGGUUUAUUAAGGGGACAUAUGGACAGAAGCUUGUCCAUCUCGUGGGACACCACAAGAUGAGUCAAUGUCCACAACCCCACCCCCUAACAGACCUGCUUUUAUGGCCCUAAAGGCUGGUGAGCACUUUCUGGGGGGCUACCCAGGAGGAAUCAUAUCCAGAGCAGAUCCAGGAAGCUUUGCCUGGAGGGUUUACUCACAGGUGUAGUUAAACAAAAGAGAAGAAUGGGGGGACAGGCUGUAUUUAAGAGGCUUUAGGUCACAAAGCAGUCAUCAUAGUGGAAUUUCUCAAGAUGGCUUUUGUCUGGUUCAUAUACUCACUCUCUCAGAAACUUCUCAGUCCCUUUCCUUCUUUCUGUUCUUUCAUUUUUCAUGAUGGCAUAAGAUCUUGGCCAGUUCUUCCAUUUUGGGUUUUCCUCUUGCAUCUUCUUCUCACCUCACCUCCAAGCUCAGGAAGCCUGGCCUCUGUUCUGCAGUUAGGCAGGGGUGACUCUCCCAGGACUCCACCUGUGGUCUCUGUCCCAAGUCAGUCCUGGGAGAGCACCUCCUUUGCUGGUCAGACCUGGAGGCUGUCUUUGGCCACAGCUGAUGCUAUGGUUUUCACUUCCCACAAUUUCCUUCUCAAGUUUCCCACUCUUAAAAAUGUAGUCACAGAGGAGUGCCUGGGUGGGUCAUUUGGUUAAGCGUCCAACUUCAGCUCAGGUUAUGAUCAUGUGGUUCAUAAAUUCGAACCCCUCGAUGGGCUCUGUGCUGACAGCUCAGAGCCUGGAACCUGCUUCAGAUUCUGUGUCUCCCUCUCUCCCUGCCCCUUCCCCACUCACAGUCUGUCUCUAUCUCUGUCUCAAAAAUAAAUAAGCAUUAAAAAAAUGUAAAAAAUGUAAUCAACAAUACCUCUAGUACAGAACCCGGACCUCUCUGUGAAGUUCUGAGGCAUCCGGUCCAGUGACUAUGGCAGUUCUGAGGACUUUGUUGAUUUAAAAAAAAAACAUAAUCUUUGAAAAGGUAAGAAAUAUAAAAGAUGAUAAAAUGAAUGAGUAAAAUUUGAUGAGGAACAGAAUAUGUAUACAGUUUCAAAAUGUCUCCUUGCAUCUAAUUUCCUAAUUAUAGGGUAAAAAAUACCAAUGUUACAAUCAAGAUCUUGGUGAACACCACUUUAAAUAAGCGUUAGAGUUAUCUCUAAUGAUAGGACCAUCUGACAUCAUGUGUUUCUCAGUGUGAUUCACUGAGAUGGAAUCAACACCACCUUAGUAGUAGUCCCACCAUGUCCCCUAGUAACUUGAAGUAUAAUGAGAAAACAUCAGACAAACCCAACUUGGAAUCCAUCAUACAAAUAAGCAGCUUGUACUUUUUAAAUCAUCAAUGACAAGAAAGACAAAGAAUAGCUGAGAAGCAAAUUCUUACUAAAGGAGAUGAUAUAGACAUGAUAACUAAAUGCAAUGUGUGAUCCUGGCUUGGUUCCUGCACCAGCAAAUUCAUUUCACAACAUGGGAUAUUAUUGGGACAAUCGGAUGUAAUGAAGUAAGGUAAAUAAAGUAGUGUGAUUGCCUGUUUUAAAAAAUUGUGUCUUCCUAAGCAGAUUAAUUUUUCCACUGGGAAGAUAUAAUAUCUGAGCAGAGGGUAACUGAAAGUGUAUGACUGUAAUCACAUAGCUUCAUACUAUAGCACAAAUACAGAAAGAUUAUGAAGGGAAAGAAAUGGAAUAAGGUUGACAGAGUUUACAAAUCUUUCUAAUAAAUAAUUUCAAACAUU